Molecule: messenger RNA, 3773 nt
Organism: Phlebotomus argentipes
Lineage: Eukaryota; Metazoa; Arthropoda; Insecta; Diptera; Psychodidae
Gene: ush
Product: zinc finger protein ush
Exons: 6
Coding region: 729-3773 (1014 amino acids)
Biological process (GO): negative regulation of transcription by RNA polymerase II; cell differentiation; heart development
Cellular component (GO): nucleus
Molecular function (GO): RNA polymerase II-specific DNA-binding transcription factor binding
Source: RefSeq, a predicted model, not a curated record
UUUGAAUCAGUGACGGUGUAACUAUCACUGUUCGACUGCGCGGCUUCUCGAGGCGAGUCACGCUAUUUAACAAUAAUACAAUUCCUUUUCAUACCCAUUAUGAUUAUUGUCGGGUGAAGAAAAUUAAAAAAGUGUUUCAGGCCACUGGCAGACAAGUUUUUGAAUAUAUAAAAUACAGACAUCACGAAAGUUUUCAUUUUAAUUGUUCUUAUUGUAAUUUUCUGCAGAAAUUACAGUUGAGUUCCGUGCGGGGUGGUUUUAUUUCUCCGACGAAAAAUUAGAUAUUUCCUUCAGAUACAAACACACACGCUGUUUUUUUUUCUUCCUUUUAUUUCUGAUGGACUGAAAGACGCUGAAAGAAAGCAGUGAAUUGACUUUUGGACAAGAAUUUGAUCCCAAAUAUACAGACAAAAUAAAUAAAACCAAAAUUGCUGUGCAGAGUUGGAGGUGGCAAAAAGUGGGGUUGUUUUUGCAAAAGAACAUUUUGCCGGGUUUUUUUCCACUGAUUUGAAAAAAUACAAGAAGAAGAAAAAGAACCAGUACUGAUAAGAAAUUAUCCAAAAUUUCUAAUUACCAAGCAUUUUCUUCUUCUCCAUAUAUUUUCUUCGCGAGUGAAUAAUGUUGAGGGAGUAAUUUGCAUAUCAGUUCCGUGAUGAUUAAUGUGAUAGUGAACAGUGAAAUCCUUGUGUCUAGCCUGUCAACUGUAGUGUAAUUUAUGAAUAAUUUUGAUGAAAGUAAUUAUGUCACGAAGGAAGCAGUCGAAUCCGAAACCUCUGCUAAAAAGGGACGACGAAGACUACCAGGGCGAGGAGGGAGGCGGCGGGCUGCAGAGUGAUGGCCAGGCGUCUCCGUCCACCGAAGUGGGCCAGUCAGCAUCGCCCCUGAGUCACUCGGAGUCCCCACAGUCGCCCCGCUCUCCGUCAUGCAGCUCUCCGGCGCACUCGCCACACGAGCCGCCCGGAGACGCGGUGCCGGAGCGCCCCUCGCCGCCGGACAGCGCUUCGGAGGCCAACAGCGGACGCGAGACUCCGCUGCCGAAGCCCACUCUGCGACUCAACACGAAGCUGGCGUCGGAUCCGGCCCUGCAGCCCGAAGCCAAGGAUCUCAAGGACGCCAUCAGACUGAGCAGCGAAGACGAGAAGCCGGACAGAGACGAGGAGACGGAGAAGAAACUCACCAAGUCGCUCAAGGACAUCCGGAUGGAGAAGGUCAUCCACGCCACCAGGACGUCUCCUGUGGACGCUCUGCCCGCGGUGCCCAGGAUGCAGGUGUUCACCUGCGGUCCCUGCGGCAUCCGCUUCUCCUCCUUGUCCACGCUAGAGGCUCACCAGACCUACUACUGCUCCCAUCGCAAGGAGUCCGACGAUCCGGCGGUCAAGGGCAGCGCGGCCGCGGACUCGCCGGGGAAUCAGGAGCCGCCGGCGAAGGCGCUGCGGACUGGGAAGCAGUACGCCUGCAGCCAGUGCUCCUACUCGGCGGACAAGAAGGUGUCCCUGAACAGGCACAUGCGGAUGCACCAGACCUCCCCGGCGCCCAGCUCCACCACUUCCAACGGCGACGAGCCUCCUAGUCAGACGUCUCAGGUCGAUCGCUACUGCUCCGACUGCGACAUCCGCUUCUCCAGCACGAAGACCUACCGGGCGCACAAGCAGCACUACUGCAGCUCCAGGCACAGGGACGGGCAAAAUCUCAACCACGUUUCGUCCAAGCCUCCGUCUCUGGUCAAGGGCGGCUCUCAGAGUCCUCCGGAGAUCGCCAAGAGUCCUCCCACGGCCCAGCCUCAAGCCUACCUGGCCCUGCCUACCAAUCCCAUCGUGAUAGUGCCCUGCUCCGUGAUCCGCGGCGCCAGUCUCCUGCCUGGGCCGCUCACGUCGCUCGCGCAGAACGUUGCGAAUCCCGAAGCGACGUGCUUCCUGCUGCAGAACGGCGCCCUGACGCCCAUCGCCCAGGCUCUUUCCGUGCAGGCGCCCAUUCCCAACCAGCCGCCCUCCAGGGGCCCCACGCCGGCGGCGGAGAAGGACAACGGCGUGGCCAUUCCGGACGUCUUGCGCGUGGUGAACAAGAAGGAGCACCAGCAGCCGCGCGACCCAACCAUCCCGCUUGAUCUCUCAGUCCGCAGACUGCCCGCGUCCAGAGACCGCUCGCAAUCCUUCUCCUCGGUCGCCUCGGCCGACGCCAGCAGCCGCGCCGACGGCGACGGGAGCGCCGAAGGCAAGGAGAACGUCUCCGUGGGCAGCGACUCGCUCACUCCCGAGCAGAUCGUCUGCGCGCCCUCGCUUCCCGGCAGUCCGCCACUCACUCCGUCGCCCAAGCGGCGCUCCAACAGCCCUCGCGGCGGCAGCAUCUCCGUCUCGCCCAACUCCAUCCUCAUGCGGCCUCUGCUGCCGGCCGAACUGGCGCCGCAGGUGCUCGUGCGGCUCAACAGCGAGGCCGUGCUGCCGCCGCUCGUGCCCGGCCCCAGUCCCGGGGCCCAGGCCGCCGCGGCGCCGCUGCCGCCGCAGAUCUUCGUGAAGCAGGGCGUGUCCAAGUGCAAGGAGUGCAACAUCGUGUUCUGCAAGUACGAGAACUACUUGGCACACAAGAAGCACUACUGCUCGGCGCGCAACCUGGACGAUCCCGAGGGCGCCAAGGUGAGUCCGCCCGUGAGUCCCACGGCCACGAGUCCGCUGGCGCAGACCGGGCCGCAGACGGCCGGCGGGCUGGCCUACCAGCAGCUCAUCUGCGCCGCGUGCGGCAUCAAGUUCACCUCUCUGGACAACCUCAGCGCCCACCAGAUGUACUACUGCCCCAAGAGGGUGGAGCUGGCCGUUCAGCAAUCGCUGAUCCAGAAAGAUCGCUGCGCCAAGUGCAAGAUUGUCCACGAUCCCAACAUUCCCUGUCCGGCGUCACAUAGCUCGGGCGCCACGAGCGGCGGCUACAAGUGCCCCAUUUGCGAUGUCGUGAGCACGAACGCGGCGGAGUCGCGCCGCCACAUGGAGACACACGGCGGCGUGAAGGCGUUCAGGUGCUCCAUCUGUCGCUACAAGGGCAACACACUGCGCGGCAUGCGGACGCACAUCAGGAUGCACUUCGAGAAGAAGACGACGGACUUCAACGAGGAGAACUACAUCACGUGCAUCCUGGAGGAGGACGGCGUGGAAAUUCCACCGGCGGCGCAGAUCAAUCCCGAAACGCUGCAGCCGCAGAUGCACUCGUGCGACCUCUGCAACUACUCCUCCAGCUACAAAGGCAACGUGGUGCGACACAUAAAAUUAGUGCACUCGCAGUCGAAUCAUCAGUCAAUCUCGCCGAGCAUUGGAGAGGGAGGCGAGAGCUUAAUCCACAACGGCAACAGUGCAGAUCUCUCUGGCGCUUCCAUCAAGAUCACCCUGCCGCCGACCAACACUUCCCGACCGUCGAGCCAAGUUUCCGUGUCGGUGAAAAUCGAGCCCGAGCAGGACAAGACUGAGGAGCCAGAGCUCGUGAUUGACGACAGCGAUGUUGUGGUGAAAGUGGAGGCGAGCGAGCGCUCUGAGACACCUUUGGGGCCACCGGCGCCGCCCAAGACACCCUCGCCGGACGACUCAUUGCUGACCGGCGGGCCGAAGUACUGCAAAGUGUGCGACAUUCGCUUCAACUAUCUCAACACCUUCAUUGCCCACAAGAAAUUCUACUGCAAGGGCAACUCCGUGGACAGCAUUCUGCCGGAGAGGAUCUCCGAGGCCAACAGCGCCAGUCCCAAGGCGUCACCGGCCUCGCCGGCGCCCGCCGUCGUCACGACGUCUGUGCUCUAA